GCUGCCUCCGCCGCUGCAGGAUGGUGCAGAAGUCGCGCAACGGGGGCGUGUAUCCGGGCACCUCGGGCGAGAAGAAGGUGGGCUUCGUGGGGCUGGACCCCGGCGCCCCCGAGUCCUCCCGCGACGGGGCCCUGCUCAUCGCCGGCUCCGAGGGGGGCGGCGGCGGCGGGGGCGGCGGCGGCAAACGGGGCUCCAUCCUCAACAAACCCCGCUCGGCCGUCAGCGGGAAGCCGCCCAAGAGGAACGCUUUCUACCGCAAGCUCCAGAAUUUCCUCUACAACGUGCUGGAAAGGCCCCGCGGCUGGGCGUUCAUCUACCACGCUUACGUUUUUCUGCUGGUUUUCUCCUGCUUAGUCCUCUCUGUCUUUUCCACCAUCGACGAUUACGAAGAGAGUUCUGAAUGGGCCCUUUACAGUCUGGAAAUUGUCACUAUUGUGGUCUUCGGAGUAGAGUACUUUGUAAGAAUCUGGGCAGCUGGCUGCUGCUGUCGAUACCGAGGUUGGAGAGGAAGAUUAAAAUUUGCCCGCAAGCCAUUUUGUGUGAUCGACAUCAUGGUAUUAAUUGCCUCCAUCGCUGUGCUGGCCGCUGGGUCACAGGGGAACGUUUUCGCCACCUCCGCUCUCAGGAGUUUGCGCUUCCUGCAGAUUCUGCGCAUGAUUCGAAUGGACCGCAGAGGAGGCACCUGGAAGCUUCUGGGAUCGGUGGUAUAUGCCCAUAGCAAGGAGCUGAUCACCGCUUGGUAUAUUGGAUUCCUGUGCCUAAUUUUAGCCUCCUUCCUGGUAUACUUGGCUGAGAAAGGAGAAAACGAUCACUUCGAUACGUAUGCAGAUGCCCUGUGGUGGGGCCUGAUAACUCUGACCACCAUCGGCUACGGGGACAAGUAUCCACAAACCUGGAACGGGCGUCUCCUGGCAGCAACCUUCACUUUGAUUGGGGUUUCCUUUUUUGCUCUCCCAGCAGGAAUUCUAGGUUCUGGCUUCGCCUUGAAGGUUCAAGAGCAGCAUCGUCAGAAGCACUUUGAAAAAAGAAGAAACCCUGCAGCUGGCUUAAUUCAGGCUGCCUGGAGGUUCUAUGCAACUAACCUCACCCGAACCGAUUUGCACUCUACCUGGAAUUACUACGAACGGACCGUCACCGUUCCCAUGUACAGCUCACAACCACAAACCUAUGGUCCCUCCAGGCUCAUUCCACCUUUGAAUCAGCUCGAGCUCCUGAGAAAUCUGAAGAGCAAAUCAGGAUUAACUUUCAGGAAAGAACCACAGCCAGAAUCAUCUCCAAGUCAAGCCACUCGGUGCAGAAAAUCUUUUUGUGGAUGCUGCUCAGGAACCUCUAGUCAGAAGGUCAGCUUGAAAGAUCGUGUCUUCUCCAGCCCUCGAGGUGCAACCACGAAAAGUAAAAGUUCUCCUCAGGGGUCAAGCGUCCGAAGAUCCCCCAGUGCAGACCAGAGCGUGGAAGAUAGCCCAAGUAAAGUCCCCAAGAGCUGGAGUUUUGGAGACCAGACUCGGGCCCGGCAAGCUUUCCGCAUCAAAGGAGCCGCGUCCCGUCAGAAUUCAGAAGAAGCAAGCCUCCCUGGAGAAGACAUGCCUGAUCCUGACAACAAGAGCUGCAACUGUGAAUUUUUGACAGAAGACCUUACACCAGGCCUUAAAGCCAGCAUCCGGGCAGUGUGCAUCAUGCGGUUCCUGGUUUCCAAGCGAAAAUUCAAAGAGAGCUUGCGGCCGUACGAUGUGAUGGACGUCAUUGAACAGUAUUCAGCAGGACAUCUGGACAUGCUUUCCCGGAUCAAAAAUCUUCAGUCCAGGAUAGAUAUGAUUGUGGGUCCCCCACCCUCUUCAACUCCCCGGCAUAAGAAGUAUUCAGCCAAAGGAUCACCCCAAUACUCACCUAGAGUUGACCAGAUCGUGGGGCGUGGACCAUCACUGACAGACAAAGACCGCACCAAAGGCUCGGCCGAAGGAGAAAUGCCAGAAGAUCCGAGUAUGAUGGGCAGACUUGGCAAAGUAGAAAAACAGGUUCUCUCCAUGGAGAAGAAGUUGGACUUCCUGGUCAACAUCUACAUGCAACGGAUGGGCAUCCCUCCUACCGAAACGGAGGCCUAUUUUGGUUCCAAAGAGCCUGAGCCAGCACCUCCUUAUCACAGUCCAGAGGAUAGCCGGGAACACAUCGAUAAGAACGGCUGCAUUAUCAAGAUCAUCCGCUCGACCAGUUCCAUGGGGCAGAAGAAUUACUCUGCCCCACCAGCCACAACGAUGCCAAACAACUCAUGUCCACCCUCCACCUCUUGGCAACACUAUCCCCGUCCAAGCCACGGGUUGUCCCCCGUUGGCGAUCCCGGUUCCUUGGUGAGAAUCCCGCCGCCGCCUUCCCACGAGCGUUCCCUGUCGGCCUACAACGGCGGCAACCGAGCCAAUUCCGAGUACGCCAAGAACGAAGACCUCACUGCUAAACACCCCGAAAGUGCCAUGAGAGAUAGUGACACUUCUAUUUCCAUCCCAUCCGUAGACCACGAGGAACUGGAACGUUCCUUCAGCGGCUUUAGCAUUUCCCAGUCCAAAGAAAAUUUGGACAUCCUUAACAAUGGUUGCUACACCGCGGUGGCCAAAAUCAGACCUUACAUUGCGGAAGGCGAGUCAGACACAGAUUCUGACCUCUGCACACCUUGCGGCCCUCCGCCGAGAUCAGCGACAGGUGAGGGACCUUUCGGUGAUCUAGGCUGGUCAACCCCAAGACAGUGAAACCACGGGAAGCCACCUGAAGAUCACGUCAAGAAUAUGAGUCAAUCGCCGGUCUGCGUAUAGCACCUCUUCAGCAGACUGGAAGGUCAUGUCUUGGGACCCAGAAGUAGGGGGUACUUAAUCAUAGUUUACCUUGGGGGUGGGGGAACAGAUGUGGUACCUGUGACCUACAUUGAACAAGAGAGUCCCGGAAGGCGUAACUCGAAGUCUUGAGAUGUCCGUUGUUUCAUCUUCCUUGACUUUCUAAAAUUGGAUAAGUUGAAAUUCUUCUCACGCCCUUGGGUAGAUAGCUACAAGUCGUGGUUAGCCAUCUCUACUACACAGGCAUUGUGUCAGAGCUUGGUUGGGUCUUAUUCAGUUUCGAAUAAGAAGCCGUUACGGCUCCUGAGCUUUUGAAUCGCACGCAAAAACUACGCUGGUGUUUUAAAACAAAUAAUGCCUUGGGAGAGGAAAUAAUAUAUCUAUCAAAAGUGUCGAGGAACGAUAGCUUAAUAAUAAUUACACACAGCAGUUAAAACAGUGGAGAUUUAAAACGGUUCAUGUCCAAACGGCACGUCCGUAAAUUCUUAGUCACAAACAGGAAAAACCGCGUUGAAGCUUUAGAUCAGGAUUUAGGACCAUAAUUUGAAAGGGAAGUGUUUGAAUUAGAAAAAAAAAAAGACAGCAAAAUCUCAAGAGAACAUAGAAUCACAGGGCUCCAAGGGACCUCAGAGGUCUUCUAGUCCAACCCCCUGCUGAAGGCAGGAGACUUUAUAUCAUCUCGGUCAAAUGCUUGUCCAGUCUAUUUUUUUGAAGCAAGGCUGCUUUCAUUUGAGUUUGAUUUUGGUUGUUAAAUAAAAUAUUUGGAGGAUA
Messenger RNA from Pantherophis guttatus, 3587 nucleotides. RefSeq names its product potassium voltage-gated channel subfamily Q member 2 (gene KCNQ2). Gene Ontology annotation, biological process: potassium ion transmembrane transport. Gene Ontology annotation, molecular function: voltage-gated potassium channel activity. The record is from RefSeq and is a predicted model, not a curated record. Gene Ontology annotation, cellular component: voltage-gated potassium channel complex; membrane. Lineage: Eukaryota; Metazoa; Chordata; Lepidosauria; Squamata; Colubridae.